AUGACAGCCGCAGUCAGCUUGGGGCCCAGCCCCUCAGAGCCAGUUACAGUGGUGGUGGCAGUGACAGCAGCAGCCACAGAGUCAGCACCUGUGGCACCUGCCAGCAGCGAGUUCGGAGACAUCCACAACUGGACAGAACUACUUGACUUCCUCAAUGCCACCCUGUCCGAGUGCCACCUGGAGCUCAGUGAGGACACCAAGCGAGUGGUGCUCUUUAUCCUCUAUCUGGCCAUUUUCGUGGUGGGGCUGGUGGAGAACCUGCUGGUGAUCUGCGUCAACUGGCGGCGUGCAGGCCGUGUUGGGCUGCUCAACCUCUACGUGCUCAACAUGGCCGUGGCUGACCUGGGCAUGGUGCUGUCCCUGCCCGUGUGGAUGCUGGAGGUCACCCUGGAUUACACCUGGCUCUGGGGAAGCUUCUCCUGCCGCUUUACACACUAUUUCUACUUGGCCAACAUGUACAGCAGCAUCUUCUUCCUGGUGUGCCUGAGUGUGGACCGCUACAUCACCCUCACGGGCACCUCAGCCUCCUGGCAGCGCCAUCAGCACCGGGCGCGGCGGGCUGUGUGUGCGGGCGUCUGGGUCCUCUCAGCCAUCAUGCCACUCCCUGAGGUAGUCCACAUCCAGCUGAUGGAGGGAAUCGAGCCCAUGUGCCUCUUCCUGGCACCUUUUGAAACCUAUAGCCCCUGGGGCUUGCUGAUCAGCCUCUCCACUACUGUCCUGGGCUUUGUGCUGCCCUUCCCUCUCAUCGCUGUCUUCAACGUGCUGACAGCCUGCAGGUUCCAGCGGCGCUCUGGCCAGUCUGAGGGCCGACGCCACAGCCUCCUGCUCUGUGCCUACAUAGCCGUCUUUGCCAUCUGCUGGCUGCCCUACCACGUGACCCUGUUGUUGCUCACCCUGUAUGGGACCCACAUUUCUCUGCACUGCUACCUGGCCCACCUGCUGUACUUCUUCUACGACAUCAUCGACUGCUUCUCCAUGCUGCAUUGCAUUGCCAACCCCAUUCUUUACAACUUUCUCAGCCCCAGCUUCCGGGACCGGCUACUGAGUGCCGUGGUCCAUUACCUUCCCAAGGACCAGGCCCGACGGGGAGGUGCAGGGGCCGCCUCCUCUUCCUCUUCCACCCAGCACUCCAUCAUCAUCACCAAGGAAGGCGCCAGCCCACUGUCGGCAGUGGGCCCUGGGCCCCACCCAGGCCCUAGCUGCAGGCUGUCCUGCUUGCCUCCAAGCACCUCACCCAUCUCUGCUCCUGAGCCUCCUGCACCCAGUGGAGGUGGACUCCGGGGCUCCUCGUGA
Messenger RNA from Ochotona curzoniae (black-lipped pika), 1293 nucleotides. It is a transcript of the gene ACKR5, whose product is annotated as G protein-coupled receptor 182. Gene Ontology annotation, biological process: G protein-coupled receptor signaling pathway. The coding region runs from base 1 to 1293 and encodes 430 amino acids. The record is from RefSeq and is a predicted model, not a curated record. Lineage: Eukaryota; Metazoa; Chordata; Mammalia; Lagomorpha; Ochotonidae. Gene Ontology annotation, cellular component: membrane. The transcript has a single exon. Gene Ontology annotation, molecular function: G protein-coupled receptor activity.